AUGGAAGAAGAACCCGAAGAGGAUACAGAGGAGGAGGAAGAAGAAGAAAAGGAACAGGAGGAAGAGGACUCAGAUGCAGAGUCUGAAGUCAUUAGUCUACCCUACAUCGCCCAGAACCUAAAGAAAGGAAAGACGAGUGUCAGCGAGUAUGUUGCAACUUUUACUAAGAAGAUGAAACUAGUUCCUUACCUAGUUCCUAUCGAACUUUCAAAAGUAAAUAAGUUUUCUAGUGGACUAUCGGCGUAUUUUGGUCCAACACUGAAGCUAACAACGAAUCUAAAAGCAGCCAUUUGGGCAGCUAGGAACAUAGAGACCCAGGUAAGGGAUAAUGGUCUUGAAAAAGCUGAGAAAAGGAAGCUUGAGGGAUAUUCAAGAUCUAAUACAAAAGGGAGAUUCUUGAAGUCUGGCCCCAACGUCAAGAGGUCCGGGGGUAACAAGGAAGCCAAGUGGUGUGACAAGUGCAGAAAGAAACAAUUGGGAAAAUGCAUUAAAGGAGUGACCUGCUUCAACUAUGGGAAGACUGGUCACUAUGCUAAUGAAUGCACAACCAAGAAAGAAGUCUGCUUUAAAUGUGGUAAAGAAGGACAUUUCAAUCAAGACUGCCUAAUAAGGGAAGGAGCUGCAAAGCCAAACGUAUAG
Messenger RNA from Lactuca sativa (garden lettuce), 639 nucleotides. The record is from RefSeq and is a predicted model, not a curated record. Lineage: Eukaryota; Viridiplantae; Streptophyta; Magnoliopsida; Asterales; Asteraceae.